GGGUUGCGGGACUGCUCCCCGGCCUUUCUGGGGCCGGUGGCGCUGGUGGCCCCGGCUGCAUUGGGGCGGCCUGCCUGGGGCGGAGACCUCCCGGGGGCCUCUUCCCACCGGCGGUGGAGCCAGCGCCUGUCUCGGCUUGGGUGGGGAGCGCGGAGCCGGGCGGGGCCGCGCGCGGGCACCGGGAGACGCGGCGCGGCCCGUGGGUCAGGGGCCGGUCCCCGCGGCCCGGGCGACCGCGCGUUGGGGGCGUCGCAGGUCGGCGGGAGACGCGCGGGGAGGGAGCGCCCGGCCAGACCUACCUUGUCAGCAGUCUGCACUCCCUUGCUAGGAAAACCGACAAGGAAAGAAUGGCCGUGGAUUUGCUGCCCACGAAGGUGACAGAGAUAUAGUCUCGCUUGGGACAAAGACAUGGAAGGAGCAAAGACACCCUCAGCGAACAUUUAUCGAGCACCAACUGUGCACAGGAUGCUCUGCAAGGGCACCGGAGUCACAAAGAGGAAAGGCGAUAUUUCUGUCUCCGGGGAGUUCAUGGCACUGACCUUAGGAAAUGAUUCAACAUCCAAGAAGAGCAGGAAAAGAUCCUGGUUGCGGGGUCAUUUCGAGCUGACACUGAAGGCCAGAGCUGCUGGUGGAGUCUGUGACAUUCAGGGACGUGGCCGUGUUCUUCAGCCAGGACGAGUGGCUGCACCUGGAUUCCGCGCAGAGAACCCUGUACCGGGAGGUGAUGCUGGAGAACUACGGCACCCUCGUCUCGCUGGGGAUUCCGUUCUCAAGGCCGAAGGUGAUCUGCCAGUUGCAGGAAGGAGAAGAUCCCUGUGUGGUGGACAGGGAACUCCCUUGGGAUGCCUGUCUAGGUCUCAAGACUCGGCCUGAAAUGGAAGCCUUGCCUCCCAGGCAGGGCAUUUCUAGAGAAGAAACAUCUCAGGGAAUAAUAAAGAAAAGGUCCGUUAAGUGUGGUCUCUGGGACACCAAUUUUGGACAAACUUUGGGAUUUGAGAGCGGGACAGAACAGGAGCAACAAAAGAAACCUCUUAGGCAAAUGGUGGCCUCCCACAGAAAAACCGUGAGUGGAGAUGUAAAGCAGACAAGUCUUGAAUUGGGGAAAGGCUUACUUAUAAAUACAAUUCUUGUUACACAGCAGAGUGUUCCUAUAGAAAGGAUACCCAAUGUAUAUUACACCUUUGGGAAAGAGUUUAGACAGAAUUUUGACCUAAUGAGAUGCUUCCAGAUUUAUCCAGGAGAAAAACCUCAUAUUUGUCACGAAUGUGGGAAAAGCUUUGCCCAGAGUCUCCAUCUGAUUGAACACCAGAGAAUUCAUACUGGCAAGAAACCCUACAGGUGUGAUGAGUGUGGGAAAACCUUUAGCCACAGAUCAUCCCUUCUUGCCCAUCAGAGAAUCCAUACGGGAGAGAAACCUUACAAAUGUAAUGAAUGUGAGAAAGCGUUCAGCAGCAGUUCGACCCUGAUCAAGCAUCUGAGGGUGCACACCGGAGAGAAACCCUAUCACUGCAAGGAAUGUGGGAAAGCCUUCAGCCAGUGUUCAACCCUCACCGUACAUCAGAGAAUUCAUACCGGUGAGAAACUCUAUAAAUGUGCUGAAUGUGAGAAGGCCUUCAAUUGUAGAGCAAAACUUCAUAGACACCAAAGAAUCCACACAGGGGAGAAACCCUAUAAAUGCAGUGAGUGUGGGAAACGUUACAGCCAGUUUGCAUCCCUGGCUGAACACCAGAGGUUUCAUACUGGGGAGCAGCUGUGUAAGUGCUUGGAAUGCGGGAGAACCUUCACACGCAUCUCAACCUUUCUCGAACACCAGCGAAUUCAUACCGGCCAGAAACCCUAUCAAUGUAACGAGUGUGGGAAAACCUUCAACCAGUAUUCCUCCUUCAAUGAACAUCGUAAAAUUCACACCGGGGAAAAGCUCUAUACCUGUGGAGAAUGUGGGAAAGCCUUUGGUUGCAAAUCCAACCUGUACAGGCACCAGAGAAUUCACACUGGAGAGAAGCCCUACCAGUGCAAUCAGUGUGGGAAGGCCUUCAGCCAAUAUUCUUUCCUCACCGAACAUGAGAGAAUCCAUACCGGAGAGAAACUCUACAAGUGUAUGGAGUGUGGGAAGGCCUACAGUUACAGAUCCAACCUGUGCAGACACAAGAAAGUUCACAUGAAGGAAAAACUCUAUAAAUGGAAGGAGUAUGGGAAGCCUUUUAUCUACAGCUCCUCCCUUACUCAGUAUCAGAGAUUUCUUAGAGCAGAUAAGCCCGGUGAAGUUUAAUUCUUCUCUCAAAUAAUUCAAGACUCCUCACCGAAGAAUAAUAAAUAGGGCACAGACUCCGGAUUAGAUUAAAUGUUUUGGGUUUGUUUUUUUUUGUUUUUUUGUUUUUUUGUUUUUUUUUUUGCUUCUGGAGAAAAUAUGAUAGUUCCCACUAAGUCAUGGUGAAAUUGAUCAGUAGGAUUAUGAAGAGUACUGAUUUAUCAAAAUUUCUAAGAACAUUAAAUGCUAAUAAGGUUUCUAAGAACAUAGAAAAAAUGUUUAAUUCGUAGAAAAAAUAUAAAAGGCCUAACAAAAAAAACAUGAAAAUAAUGGCAUAUACAUUUUAUUUGUUUCAUUAGAGUUUACUCCCUUUCUAAGAGCAAGCUUUGAUAUGAAUUUUCUUUUAAAUUAGUCAUUGAGUUAAUGUGAAUAAGCGUGAGGCCGUAUUUGCUAAAAUGGCAAGCAAGCAUAGGACACGCUUUUUUCUGUAAAGAGAAACUCAAGGUAAAAAGGAAUUCUUUAAAUUCAAAUUUUCAUGUGGAAAUAAUGAAGCUCACUUUUUAUGAACUGCCUCAGCGGCAGGUUGUAUAUAUAAAUGUAUGUGGACAUAGGACAUACAGACAUACACACAUAGCUUUAGAAUAUAUGUAUAUUUUUUCCAAAAGUCUCUGAUGAAUAAAAAAUUAAUUUAGAAUUUCGUUUUGGAAAUUAAAAUUUUGCCCAAAUGGAAUCUCUUUUCCUUUUCCUUAUAUUAUUUCUUAAUUUGAUAGGAUUUGACACUACUGAAUAGAGUCUUAGGAUAGUAUUAUAGAAGGUGCAGUGAACGAAAGCAAGGGAGACUGUCGCGCAAAUACUCUCUCAUCUGUUGCAGAAGGGUAUGUAUUUGCAGAAUCUGACUGUAUACCUGGUAGCUUAUUAGAGCCAGGAGGAAUUUUCAUUUACUAACAAAAUUGAGCCUAUUGGGCAGAGUCAAGGCUAGAAUCUAAGUUUUCAGCUCUGGUUUUCUAGGAUAAUUAUAGAUACGAAUUAUAAUCAUUGGCUUCCAACCUCAAGUCCUAAGAGUACUAGUCACUGUUUAUUUUGUAAACUGGUUAGGCACAAUUGCAGUAAUUUAAGCAGCUUUAUUUCUAUGUUUACCAGGUUCCCCCAACUGCAAUCGUACAGUCUCAUUCUUUCUUUUUCUUCUAUGUCCCUAAUUAUACCUGCUUUUAUAAUAACUGUACAUAAAUCCUCAGACUCAGCUUAGGUCCAGAUGGUGAAAUUGCUUUUGGGGUUUUCACAUAUAAGAUUGCCUUUUAGUUUGUUUUUGUUAUUCAUCUUUUAGGAAUUCUUUUGUGUAAAGUGAUAUGUGAAUAUUUUAUUAUUAAACAUUCUAGUCAUCAGUUAAAAUUGGCUUUCCAAACAUUUUCCAUAUUUUUAACAUACAUUGCACUUCCCACAAUUUUAUAUCUCACUUUCACAAUUGGUAUCAUUUAAAAAAGUGUUCUAAUAAAAGUAGCUAGAACCUUCUGUCUGAGAAAGGUUUUAGAAUUAAAUGCAGGCAUUCAGCAUAGCAUGUUUCUUGACUUGCCUUAGCUCAUUUGAAAACAUCUUUUUAUAUAUUUAAGUAUACUUACAAGGAAAUGAGCUUUUAAAAAGACCUCAGUGUGUCUGAGGUAUCUUUUUAUGAAACAGAUAAAAAAGAUAGCACUUCAAGACAAAGCACUCAAAAGAUAAUGUCAGAAGGACACGGGAGCCAUCUUGAAGGUGCUCUCACUGGUCAAAUUUAAGAUAAUUUAAACAUCAAAAAUAACAGUCAAUGUAACUGGUUAUAACAUGCUAAGUAAAAAUGAGCCCAUAAUGAAAAAAAUGGUGGAAAAAAAAGGAAAGCUCUCUAUAAACUAAUCCGAAGAAUGCCAUCUUUUAACUGUAUAUGGAAUGACAGAUUUAGAAAAAUCACUUUUAUAACCCUUUAUGUGAUUAAACUAGGUAAAUUGAAUGGAUGAUAAACCCAUUAGGUGAAAAAAAAUUUAAGGAACAUUAUAUGGUCUCAAAGUUCACAAAUACCAAUUGCAAAGAAAAGAUACACCUUUCUAAUGGAGAGAUCUGGCUGUCAAACUGAGUUUCACUACUGGUGGGACAACCUGACAUUGUGUGGCUCCUGAUGAUAUGCAGUAUGAAGCACACGUGAUCAUCUGUGAUGUAUUCUUGCCAAGAGUGUUUAAUGAAAAUCUAAUUAAACCUCUUAUCCAGAUUUAUGCUCCUAUUCAUAAGAAAGACAAGAGAGCAACAAGUCAAAUUCCACGAUGAGGAAAUAGACAAACCCAGAGUUUGAGACUUUGUACAAGACAACUGGUCUGGAUUUUUCAAGAAGCCAACAUAGUAGAACAAAAAGGAGACUUCUAGAUUAAGGCACUCAAGAGUCAUAAGCAAGUUGUGAUCCUUAGUUGGCUUCUGAUUCAGAAAAAUUAGAGCAACUAUAAAAGACAUUUGGGAGGGGGUACUUGGGGGAACUAUGAGGAUGGAAUGGGUUUUAGAUAAUGUCAUAUGUUUAGUUUUCCUAGAAGUGAUGGUGGUCUUGAGGUAUUUAGGAUGAUGUCCUUAUUCUUAGAAGAUGCAUGUAAAAGUUUUCAAGUUUAAAAAGUCAUGGUGUCUGCAGCACAUUUUCAGAUAAAUAUGUAAAGAAUUAGUCAACUGUUGUGAAAAAUUAGUCAACUUUGUGGAGGAUAUAGAGAUGUUCAUUGGUCAUCCUUUACAUUUUUCUGUAUGCUUAUAAUUUUAAUAAAAAAUUGAGGCAAAAAGUGAUUGCAUAAUGUGAUGAAGCUUCCAGUCAGAAUUUUUCCUUUAGGAGCACCUGGGUGGCUCAGAUGGUUAAGCGUCUGCCUUCGGCUCGGGUCAUGAUCCCAGGGUCCUGUGAUUGAGCCCCGUGUCGGGCUCCCUGCUCUGCGGGAAGCCUGCUUCUCCCU
This is a messenger RNA of Zalophus californianus (California sea lion), 5193 nucleotides long. It is a transcript of the gene ZNF354C, whose product is annotated as zinc finger protein 354C. The coding region runs from base 725 to 2269 and encodes 514 amino acids. NCBI's taxonomy places the organism in Eukaryota, Metazoa, Chordata, Mammalia, Carnivora, Otariidae. Gene Ontology annotation, biological process: regulation of DNA-templated transcription. The transcript has 6 exons. The record is from RefSeq and is a predicted model, not a curated record.